AUGUUGAGGUUUCGGCCUAAGUUAGGCAGUGAUCGCAACAGCGAAUGGCGCUGUUGCUUCUGUCUACAUGUACGCACUGGUACCAUUCUCCUUGGCACAUGGCAUCUGAUGCUGCACCUCAUUGCUUUGGGAUUCUUAGCGGCAAUUGUACGCGAUCCUCGCCUUCUUGAUGACCUCGAGCGUGAUUCCGCUCCUGUGGCCGAUUGGGGCGACUUAGGUGCUGCUAUGCCGACUCCGCUUUCUAACUUUGAGCCCCCGCCGAGCCCUUACCCGCAGCAUGCUAACCAGCCACGCGAUUACAGUCUGAUAUACCAUGAUGUGGAUGUCGGUGCACUGGUUACAGUGUGUACACUAGGCAUCACACUCAUGCUGAUAUACGGCGCUUCAAGGGGCAAGCCAGCUCAUCUGCUUCCAUUCUUCUGCCUCCAGAUAUUUGACUUCGCUAUUACUGUUAUGACAGCGACUGGGUACCUAUGCCACCUGCGUUCUAUUCACCGGCUGGUCGCUGAAACGAAACGCGUUCCGUGGCGAGCGCAGUUGCUGCAGCUGCCUACACCCACACUCACUCUCAUCGUCCUUGCCACCAUCUGCGUCGCCGUGUUAAUUAAGCUGUACUGCCUGCGAGUUGUCUGGCGAUGCUACAAGUACCUCACGAUGCUGUCCAUCCCGACGCUCACUCCGUUCGUAAUCUCUAGUGAGGGAAUUCCUACUCCUGGGCCUGUAUCCUAUGCUUCUCCCAUGCCGGCACCGGACUAUUCCAGCCUGUUGCCGGAUUACGAAGAGGCCGUCAAACAAACUCCACCGCCCUCGUACCGCGCUGCUACACUCAUGGCCGCUACUGAACCUACUACGGUCACGGUCGAGGCUCCACCAACUGACCAAGCACCCACGCAGCCUCAUUCAGCACCACAGUCAACAGAUACUGUAGUAAUGUUGCCUCAGCAAGGCAAUCAGGCGCGCGUCUGA
This is a messenger RNA of Parnassius mnemosyne (clouded apollo), 966 nucleotides long. NCBI's taxonomy places the organism in Eukaryota, Metazoa, Arthropoda, Insecta, Lepidoptera, Papilionidae. The record is from the annotation of a GenBank genome assembly.